This is a messenger RNA of Physcomitrium patens, 3183 nucleotides long. RefSeq lists its product as uncharacterized. Gene Ontology annotation, molecular function: protein binding. NCBI's taxonomy places the organism in Eukaryota, Viridiplantae, Streptophyta, Bryopsida, Funariales, Funariaceae. The record is from RefSeq and is a predicted model, not a curated record.
GGAAGUUUGUUGCGACGUGGUGGAUCAUUGUCGUCGUCGAAUUGGGUUUUGUAGUUCUUGUGGCGGCGAGUGAGUGAGUUAGUGCGUGAGUGUGUGAGCGAGUGAGUUCAUUGUAGGUGCGGUCGUUUUAUUAUGGUUUUCCGGUUCUUUCAUGCGAUGGCGGAUACGGGUUUCGAGACUGGUUUUUGUAGGGCGAGGUUUGAACGGUGUUGGUGGUUGGAGGCAGCAUGACACAUGAUUUUUGUGGAGUGGUGGGAGGUUGGAUGGUUUGUGUGAGAGGAUCGGGAUUUGUAUAAAGUGACGGGGAUUUGAGGUCGCUUUGAUGGUUGCGUUGUUGUGGAGCGCGUGUUCGACUUGUGAUUAAUUUCGAUCAAUUGGCAAAAUUAGCUUCUUUUUUUUUCCCUUUUUUUUUUUCUUUUUCAUUUUUGGGUUCUUUUGAAUGUGGUCAAUGCCUUUACUUGUACGCGUCGUUCUCUUCCACGAUUACACCCCUGAUUUACUUAUUUAUGUGUUUAUUGGGAACCGAUUGCUGUUUCUUAGUUGCAUUGCCUGUCAUGAGGGCAGCUACCGCCCUCAAGGUGUUGCAUUGAAUUUGUGUUCACGGUUGAGAGUUAUCACAUGUUCGAAGGCUUUUCGGUGAACUUUGUUUGAAAAGGAGUUUGUUUUUAUUUGAGAUUAAAUAUUCAAUUCUGAAGGGUAGAGCUUGCGAAGCACGGGUUGAUUGUUCUUCCUUUUUGCCUUGCGCUUUGUUGCUUAGGAUUUUUUAGUAACUACAUUCGAGCUACUAUCAACAUGGGAGAGAUAGAUGUGUCGAGGUAGAAGGCCGGGAAAGGAGUCAUGGAGGGUAGACGUUCGAGAAGUAAACCUGCUGCCGAUGUUAGACCUGUUGACACACCUGCGUCACCCCUUUUAACGAAGUCAGCACCCAAAGUGCCAGUCACGCAUGUGCCACCACUUCAACCAAAAUCAUCAGCGAAAGGUGCAGCUGCGCCUGUGGAUACCUCGAAAAUUACUGUAGACGAUAGAUGUGUACCGAAAGUUGGAGGCGAAAACAAAAGGAAGCGGGCGCCACGGGGACCACCUGGGAGAAAUUUGAAAGCUAAGUGCGAGUUAGUUAAUGAGGAUGAAGCAAAAGCUGUUUCCGCACCAACUGCUGAUGAAGAGGUCUUGGUUUCCCAGAGUAGGCUUAGAGAGUCACAAGGGGGAACACAGGUUCUGCGCAAGGUAGAGGAUAAAAGUGGGACCGAGAAUGACGAGUCGGUGACAGACGAGGGUGUGAACUCCAAAGAAAAGGUGGAAAAGAGGAGAGGUAGUUCUAGACUGAGAAUCCGGCCGUCGAAAUUUCGAGAAAGCUUGCCAAUUAGCUCCUCUAAAGUGAAAGGGGAGGAGAAGAGUAACGAAGACAGUGCAAAGUCGAUUGAGGUUGUGCUUCCCGUGAAUGCAGCUAUUCCCUCUACUGCGAAGUCAAAGGAAAACAAUCGCUCAACAGCUGGGUCUUCGGAAGUCAACACUCGGGAACUUAUUGCUAGAAUUUUUUCGAAGAAGAAGGAAAAUAAGUCAACGCCCACAGCAGUUAAAGACAAAGAACUGUCAACGACUGCACCUGUCGUCCCCACAAUCCCAGACACCGUUGGGUUGAAGGCGGUACUGUCGGCAUUGAAGCGAAUCAUGAAGAUGAAGGAAGCAGGUCCUUUCAAUAAGCCAGUGGACCCUGUCAAACUAGGCAUUCCAGACUAUUUUGAAGUGGUGAAACGACCAAUGGACCUUGGCACUAUUCGAGACAGGUUGGAAAAAGGAGAAGUGUAUAAUACAGUUGACGAUGUCUUUGAAGACGUUGCUCUUGUGUGGAGCAAUUGUCGCACGUACAACGAUGAUGGCGAUCCUAUUAUGGAGUUCCUUAAGAAUUUGGAGUCCACUUUCCAAAAACUUUGCCUGGCAGCUGGCUUUUCUUUCCAUGCUGCUACCGCUACCGAAGCCAACUUAGACAAGUCAGUAAAUGAUCAAGUCCAUCAGCAGACAAAUGAUCAAUUCAAAGUCUCAAAAAAGAAAAAGGCGAAGGUUGUCCAGCCUGAUGCGGGAACUGUGUUGAAGACAAAAGUCAAACGCAGUGCCCCGGUUGAUCAAGUGAUGGCAGAAAGCAAGGCCAGAGAGCAAAAGAAUAAGGUUGUAGGAGCGAAUCUUGGUGAUCAAGAUAGAGAUACUAUGAAUGCAGUAGAGAAUUCUGGUGGGGAUGACAAGCAGCUUGGAUCUCUACAAGCCGAACAGGAGCUUGAUAAUGACGAAAAUAAUAAUGUCAAUCGAGAAUCUUUGCAAGGACCAGUGAAAACACCUCCUAUGAAAGAAGAUGGAUCUGCUCCCUCAAAAACUCACCGAAAAUCCACAAGCUCGCGAAUUGCUACUAUUCCACCCAAAGUGAAACGUCCGAAUGGGCACAGUACCCUGACCCACAGGCAAGGAUGUCUUUGUGUUGUGUGCGUUGGUCGACGUAAAAGAGAAGCGAAGCUACGUAAGAGUGGAGGUGCUCUCUCAAAAGCUGCCAAAGCUUCAAAGAAGAAAUCCGGAGGGCCCAACUCCGAUGAUAUUGCAGUAGAGGCAGAAGAGGAUCUCCCCUUCACAGACGAUGCUGAAGAUGCUCUAUAUGGAUAUCUACAAUCUCAUUAUGCUCAGGGGGACAUUCCAGCUAACUACCAACUUCCACUUCGAAAGCUGGAUCCAUACGUUGUGGAAAUGAGCAGAAUUUUGCUAGGCAGCAAACCCGGUUCAAUCUGGAACCGCCCUCGCUCUCUUGGUUACGUAUCAGCUCCCCUCCCAGCAAGAAGUGUGGGUAUUGCAGAUGCAAUUUCACUGUUCUCGAAGUCACACUGAACAUUAUUCAGCAUUGGAGUCGUAGGAUCAUUUCAAUCGAAACCAAUUCGCUUCGCUAGUAUCUGUCAAGUCUCUUACGAUAUUGAGAGUUAUUUGAAUGGCUGAAGCGAUGUUGCUAUAUGUUUCUGAGAAGACGAUGUAGAUUUUAGACACCUUCAUAAUGUUUUUGAGGAGAUAAUGUUUGUGAGAACAUAAUGUCUCUGACUUCUGUAAAUUUUAGACUCCUUUCAUAUUGUGCUUCUGAUCUCUCAUGCGUUAGGUUGAAAUGCAAAGAAGCCACUGUGGAAUUUACAAAAUCAAACAUUCAGUUUAGACUUA